CGGCCACGCCCUCUUCCUGAUCGGUUCUUCAUAUAAAGAUCAACCCGCCUCCGCUUCAGUCCACUUCAGCCUCCAUCUGUUUCCUGCUUCAGCUCAACUUCAGCUCAACAUGGGGAACUUGGUGGCAAACCAGGGACUGUCUGUCAUCGUGAUCUUGGUGUGGUUGGGGAUCAACGCGUUCCUCUUCGUCCACUUCUACAUGGCCUUUCUGACUCCGAGGUGGUUUUACACCAGAGUUCUACUGGGACAUGCUUUGUCCUGGGCUCGAGCUCCGGCCGCCGCCCUCAACUUCAACUGCAUGUUGAUCCUUCUGCCGGUCUGCAGGAACCUGCUGUCCUUCCUGCGUGGAUCCAUCCAGUUCUGCAGCCGAACAGCAGCCAGACAACUGGACCGAAACCUGACCUUCCACAAACUGGUGGCAUAUAUGAUCGCCUUCCAUACAGCUGUCCACAUCAUCGCCCACCUCUUUAACUUUGAGUUCUUCUGGGACGCUCAGCUGACGAACGACACCAGUUCUCUGCCCUACGUUCUGUCGCAGAUCGGUAACAACGACAAUGCCUCCUUCCUGAACCCCAUACGGAACAACCACACGAGCCCCACCCUCAUCACCUUCACCACGAUUGCCGGCCUGACAGGCGUGGCCAUCACGCUGGCGCUCAUCCUCAUCAUCACGUCGUCCAUGGAGGUCAUCCGCAGGUCGUACUUUGAGGUCUUCUGGUACACACACCACCUGUUUGUCAUCUUCUUCAUGGGCCUGGUCUUCCACGGCUACGGUCGUAUCGUUCGAGGACAGACGGUGUCCAGUCUGCGGACCAACCAGCCUGAGCGCUGCUUCAACCACUCGGACACCUGGGGGGAGGACGGAUCGGACUGUGCCGUCCCAGAGUUUGCAGGAAACCCUCCAGGGACGUGGAAGUGGGUCCUCGCUCCCAUGAUCCUCUACGUCUGCGAGAGACUCGUUCGCUUCUAUCGAUCGCAUCAGAAGGUCGUCAUCACCAAGGUGGUCAUGCACCCGUCCAAAACCCUGGAGCUGCAGAUGAAGCGGAAGGGCUUCAGGAUGGAGGUGGGACAGUACGUCUUCAUCCAGUGUCCUUCGGUGUCCCGGUUGGAGUGGCACCCCUUCACCCUGACCUCGGCCCCAGAGGAGGACUACUUCAGCGCCCACAUCCGCAUCGUCGGGGACUGGACCGAGGCCCUGUACCAGGCCUGUGGAGGGGACCGCACUGAGCCCCAGGAGGCCUGGAAACUGCCCAAGGUGGCCAUCGACGGUCCCUUUGGAACUGCCAGUGAGGACGUGUUCCGGUACGAGGUGGUCAUGUUGGUCGGGGCUGGGAUCGGUGUGACCCCCUUCGCCUCCAUCCUGAAGUCAGUCUGGUACAAACACAUCCAGAAGAACCAGGAGGUCUACACCAAGAAGAUCUACUUCUACUGGCUCUGUCCAGAGACCCAGGCCUUUGAAUGGUUCGCAGACCUGCUCCAGUCCCUGGAGGGUCAGAUGAACGACAAGGGCAUGAGCGACUUCCUGAGCUACAACAUCUACCUGACCCGCUGGAAGGAGACAGAGGCCGCUCAUUUCCGAGUCCACCACGAGGCGGAGAAUGACCCCAUAACGGGCCUCAAACAGAAGACGCUGUAUGGAAAACCCAACUGGGACAACGAGUUCACCAACAUCUCAACCAAGCACCCGGGGACUAAAGUGGGCGUGUUCCUGUGUGGCCCCCCCCAGCUGGGAAAAGCCCUGGAGAAACAGUGUCUGUCCCACUCUGAGGCCGACACCCAGUUCAUCUUCAACAAGGAGAACUUCUAGAAGCAGCUGAAGCCCCUGAAGCCUCUUUAGUGUUGAGUUCAAGUGUCCACUGAAGAUUCAACACAUGCAUUCAUAUGAGGCGUUCAGGGCCCACAGCACUAAUAGGAAUAAACAGAACCAGCUCUUCUGCUACAGUCUGUCCUUCUACGAGCUUCAGCCUUUAGGGUUAGGGUUCUAAACCUGUUAGGGUUAGGGUUCUAAACCUGUGGACUAAACAGACCCAGGUUUAAUGUAAAACACCAACAGUUUCUCAGGUUGGACUGUUUCCACACGGACCGCUGCUUCUGCUUUUGUUUCUGCUUCUGCUUUUUUUUGGUCAAAGUGCUGCUUAAGAAACAGAUGUUACUCAGUUUGAGAACGUUUGUGAAAAUGUUUAAGAACUGAAGGAAGAGAAGAACUUCAUUUGCAUGUAGUCCAGGGUUAGGGUUAAGGUAAGAGUUAAGGUUAGGGUUAGUCCAGAAAAUAGAAGACAUCAAGGUUAAAGGUGCUGGAGACUUUCAUGAGUUUUUCCUCAGAUGUGUCUAAACUCAGUCCUGUCCUCAGUAUCAUCAGUCUGUUUGUCUGUCGUGCAUUGUGCAAACCUCCGUUUCCUACAAUGCAUGUCACGACAAAAAAAUUCCUCAGAUGUUCCAGUUCCCUCCCUGUCUGAAUGUAAACACAUGGUUUGUUUGUGGUGGAUGGAACUAAAAAAGUGUUCACUGUUAAUGCAAGAGAUUCAGCUGAGGAACGACAGACAGACAAACAGACAAAUGAAACUGAGGAUAUGAGUGAGGAUGGACAGAACUGAGGAAACACUGGUCAUGAAAGUCUCCAGCACCUUUAAGGUUAGGGUUAGUUAAGGUUAGGGUUGACUUCAGUUUCGAGUGUACAGUCCAGGUUAAUGAACUGUAAUUCUUUCCUAAACAUGAGUGGAUGUCACACACACAAAUACACACACAGUUCAUCCAUUAAACAAAGAACCAGUGGAAGCUGUUUGUUACAAAUGUUUUCAUGUUUAUUAUCGUUCAUUAAACCACUGCUGUACACAGAACAUGUUUACUAUCGCUCAUUAAACCACUGCUGU
Sphaeramia orbicularis (orbiculate cardinalfish) is the source of this 2870-nucleotide messenger RNA. It is a transcript of the gene cybb, whose product is annotated as cytochrome b-245, beta polypeptide (chronic granulomatous disease). The transcript is spliced from 13 exons. Gene Ontology annotation, biological process: defense response; superoxide anion generation. The record is from RefSeq and is a predicted model, not a curated record. Bases 110 to 1807 code for a protein of 565 amino acids. Gene Ontology annotation, molecular function: superoxide-generating NAD(P)H oxidase activity. Lineage: Eukaryota; Metazoa; Chordata; Actinopteri; Kurtiformes; Apogonidae. Gene Ontology annotation, cellular component: plasma membrane; NADPH oxidase complex.